GUGUGUAGAGUCGCCUUGUAGCACCUUUGAGACGAACUGAAAGAAGGUACCGGCACGAGCUUCUCCUAGACUUGGGUCUACUUCCCUUAAAAAGAGAAAAAACGUUGGGGGAAAGAAGGGACUACUUUUCGUCCUCAGCAUCCGCGCAUGCGCCUUGGAGUAGGCGGAGGAAAAAGAAGGAAGAAAUUACGUCAGGAGGGGCGCGCUUUCGGUACGUGACGUCGCUGAGGGCGCGAGAGUAUCCUUCCGCGGGGCAGGUCGGGCGCCAUUUUGUGUCCUCUCUGAAGGAAGCCUCUCCUCGCCGCCGCUUUCCAGGCCCUCCUUUGACCAUUGUAACCCCUUUCUCUCUCCUGCUUCCUUUCCUUCCUUCUUCCGAGGUUCCUCUUCCCUUUCCUCCCUCCUUCCUUCCCUCCCUUCCUCCCGCUGUUCUUUAUUUCCCCGCUUGGAGCCGACCCCCGCCAACCGCAGCCAUUGCUGACCUGGCCAUGUCUGGCGGCGGCGUGAUCCGCGGCCCGGCCGGGAACAACGACUGCCGCAUCUACGUCGGGAACCUGCCUCCGGACAUCCGCACCAAGGACAUCGAGGACGUCUUCUACAAGUACGGCGCCAUCAGGGACAUCGACCUCAAGAACCGACGAGGGGGGCCGCCCUUCGCCUUCGUCGAGUUCGAGGACCCCAGGGACGCUGAGGACGCUGUGUACGGACGGGAUGGAUAUGAUUACGAUGGAUACCGUCUGCGAGUGGAGUUUCCUCGAAGUGGCCGGGGCACAGGCAGGGGUGGCGGUGGAGGUGGAGGUGGUGGAGCUCCAAGGGGCAGAUAUGGGCCCCCAUCUAGACGCUCAGAAUACAGAGUGAUAGUAUCAGGACUGCCUCCCAGUGGAAGCUGGCAGGAUUUAAAGGAUCACAUGCGUGAAGCAGGUGAUGUAUGUUAUGCUGAUGUUUUCCGAGAUGGAACUGGUGUCGUGGAGUUUGUACGGAAAGAAGAUAUGACCUACGCAGUGCGAAAACUGGAUAACACUAAGUUUAGAUCUCACGAGGGAGAAACUGCCUACAUCCGUGUUAAAGUUGAUGGCCCGAGAAGUCCAAGUUAUGGAAGAUCUCGUUCUCGCAGCCGUAGUCGUAGCAGAAGCCGUAGCCGAAGCAACAGCAGAAGUCGCAGUUAUUCCCCGAGAAGAAGCAGAGGAUCUCCACGCUACUCUCCCCGCCACAGCAGAUCACGCUCUCGCACAUAAACUAAUCUUUAACGGUGCUCCUUUUUGUAGAACCCCACCAUGUUGUAUGCAGUUUUCCUUUACUCAGUGCAGUCUUUUCUUUUUUUAAAACCAAUAAUUCAAGCUGUUUUAUUCAAAAUUGGCUAAAGUGUUUGAAUUGCAUUCUUGUAUGAUAUACCUAGUGAACAUUUACUCUUUAACAUCAACAUUCCCCUCACGUCUUUCAUAAAUUGUAUUUUAACAUGUCCCAGGCAGGGUUGUCACUAGUUAGUUUGCUGCCAGCACUCUCUUCCAACUGUGAUAUUGCUGUGUAAAAUGUCCUUGUUCAGUCCAUGGUUUCUACAAUUGGGGGAUGCUGGGAAUGUUUGGGGGUUUAACUUGUCUUUUCUGGGGGAGCUUAUGUUUUAUCUUGCCUUUUCGUGUGUCUUUCUGUAGACAUAUCUGAAGAGAUGGAUUAAGAAUGCUUUGGAUUAAAGGAUUGUGGAGCACAUUUCAAUCAUUUUAGGAUUGUCAAAAGGAGGAUUGAGGAGGAUCAGAUCAAUAAUGGAGGCAAUGGUAUGACUCCAAGUGCUAUUGUCACAGAUUAAAUUGGCAGUAUUGACCUUAUACUGUGAGAGACUAGCUGAAUACACACUCAUGUUCCAGGCAUGUUUCUGUUUAGCUUUAGUCUUUUAAUCACCAUGAUAGCAGUUGUGGCUAGAUGUACCCAUGCGACAUCCAGUCCUGGGGAUUGGGGUAUGCUGAGUGACUGCAGUGUAUCAGUAGAUCACAGAUAUUACCUGUUAAUACACUUGUAAAAUGCAGGGUGUUCUACACCUAUGAGUAUAAUCUCAAUACUGCUAAAAUCUGCAUGUCCUCUGUGUGACUGAUAUAGCAUUGCUGUUUCACCUUCUUAAAAGUAACAGAAUGAGAGCAAUUUUAAGGAGGGGGUGGGGGGAUGCCCUUUGGGAUCAGUUCUUAAGUCCACCCUCUUCCCCUUCAGGAUAUGUCAGAGUUGACUUGCUGAUACUUCAGUUAACUUUGUUACCUUCCAGACUUAAGUACAAUGAGCUUUUAGUUUAGACAUGCAAUAGGCGGAUAGCUUUAGCAGCAAGUUUUUGCAACUUAUAUAAAAUGUUUUUGCAACCACAAAACCCGCGCCAUAUAGGAAUUGAUAUACUGGCAUUAUGAAUUUCCCCUGUGUAAAUAUUAGAAUGUUUCCUCCAGAUGAUUAACAUUGCUAAAAAAAAAUUUGCGCUUUGCAAUUCAAAAAGCUUGUCUUGGGGAACUGAUAGUUAUCGAUGCACAUCUUUUAUUACUCAGUGGCAGACAUAACUGAUCAUUCCCCAGAAUCCUAUUUUCCAUUACGGUAUCUAACUUUUUGCCUCCUCUUUUUUGGUUUUGCUGGUUAUAAAGGUUUGGAUUGGAGAGGGCUCACUGGAUCCCAAUCCUUGGAGCUGGAUCAUUGGAUUCAAAUCAUAAUGUGGAUAGGAUAGGGAGGAUCAAUUACCAGGAUUCAUGGAGCGGGAUCAGAUUACCAGGAACAUAGGAGUGGAUUCCUGCCCCAACCAAACCGCACUCGUGUGGAUUUUUAUUCAGCUCAAUUGGCUAUUCCAAAGAUAUUUUUCUUUUCCUAUUUUUGACGAUUGGAACCCUUAAGAUGCACGAUGGAGUUUCAUUUUUUGGUAAAAGGAGCAAAGCAAGGACCUGGAGAGGUACGCUGGAGCAUUCUCCUUGGAAGGAUUCAGCACGAGUAGAUGGUAAAUGUUAAAGGGGAAAAGGGGGGGUUGUUUAAAAACGUUAAAACAAUAAGUCGUUUAUCUAAAUUUAAAGACGAAAAGAUAUUGGAGUCAUAAGUAGGUUUUCAAUUGGCUAUUGCCUUUUUUUUCUUUUGACAAAUAAAAUUUUAUUAAAAAAAAAGUGCAUGGUGGUUCUCUUGUAUUAAGUAAUGCCUUCUUGCAUUGUCUUGUGCCAUGAUGAAUUCAGCUCUUAAGCUCCUCUGGUCCUUGGUCUGGCAACUGGAUUAAGACUGGGCUUAAACGGGUUCUCUGUGGCCCAUUCACUUGCAUUGGAUCAUUGGCAGUAGGCCUGUGGGAGCAGUUCUGGUGAACCAUGAGGAGGGCUGGAGGGUAGCCACUCUUGAAGCCGAACAUCCCGGAUCCUACAUGGUCAUGUACCUGGAAUUGACAGCGAAAUACUCUGCCGCUCUAGUAUGGCAUAAAGCAUUGUUCAAGGGCUCACACAACCAUUGGUGAGUGCAGGUUUUGAACAGCAAGUCAAGGCAAUCUGGAAUGUAUUGCAGAGAGCAGGUGCCUUACAACAAGGAAUUUUAUAAACUCCAGCAGCUGGUGGUACGGAUCCAUUAGUCUGAAAAGGAUGCAAACAGAUCAACAGGAAUUCAAGCAUGUUAGUGAAAAGGCAAGAAACAGAUGCACAUAAUGUGCAGGAGUAAAACAUCACUUGCAUUUGUUGAAACUGCAAAAAGAGCAAAGGAGUGUCUAUAUGCCAGAGACCAGCCACCACUCUGUACCAAUGGAAGCACUAAAGAAAGCUGUGAGCCAGGACUUGAAAGGUCCUUCUUACCACCAGGGCAGCAGAUGACCUUAGGAUAAAUACUUCUUCUGUUGAAGUAUCCUUGAGACCAUAUCAAUACUCCAUCAUCUGAAUACACACCUCUUUUCAGAAUUACACGAGCAGUACAGAGGAGCCCCUGUCCCCAAGGAACAUGCAGUUCAAAAUAGGAAGUGACUAGGUAGGAGGAAACAGCACUGAAAAGUCUAAACUGAGAAAAUCCAUUGUGGAGAUAUUGAGCGAUGACUAUUACCAUGUGCCAAAACAACCUCCCUCCCCUUAACAAUCAUCUUUCCAUUUAAUAGUUAUACUUUAUGUGGAAAUGGCAGCUCAUAUAUCUCUUGGAGUUGUUGGACUGCAACUUCAAGCAUCCCUCACUACUGACUGCUUUUGCUAGGAUCGAUGGAAGCUGAAGUCCAAUCCUAUCAAGUUAUGUAUUUCCUUCAUUAACAUUCAGUUGCCAUCCUCAAAAUCUCCAGGCUUAUCACUGUCUGCUUGGUUUUUUUUUUCCACUAGUGUGUGCUACAAUUCUGUCUUGUGUCCCACAAUUGCCAGCUUUUGGGAUUGUGGAAGAGUUGCACAAGUUAGUCUUGAAUUGUCCAAAGUAGGCAUUGGAAAUAGCUGGAGUUUAAAUAUUUGUUUAAUUCAGUGGAAUUCUUGGCUUUUCUUUAGCUAUAC
Messenger RNA from Sceloporus undulatus (fence lizard), 4439 nucleotides. It is a transcript of the gene SRSF1, whose product is annotated as serine and arginine rich splicing factor 1. The transcript has 6 exons. Gene Ontology annotation, cellular component: nucleus; ribonucleoprotein complex; cytoplasm. Bases 486 to 1232 code for a protein of 248 amino acids. NCBI's taxonomy places the organism in Eukaryota, Metazoa, Chordata, Lepidosauria, Squamata, Phrynosomatidae. The record is from RefSeq and is a predicted model, not a curated record. Gene Ontology annotation, molecular function: mRNA binding.